Messenger RNA from Equus caballus (horse), 1636 nucleotides. RefSeq names its product coagulation factor III, tissue factor (gene F3). The record is from RefSeq and is a predicted model, not a curated record. Gene Ontology annotation, biological process: blood coagulation; cytokine-mediated signaling pathway. Gene Ontology annotation, cellular component: plasma membrane. Gene Ontology annotation, molecular function: cytokine receptor activity; protein binding. NCBI's taxonomy places the organism in Eukaryota, Metazoa, Chordata, Mammalia, Perissodactyla, Equidae.
GGCUCCCGCAGACUCGGGGUUCCCUGCGCCCCCACACGCUCUCUGGUAGCCCAAGGGCGCCUCCAGCCCGACCUCCCCAGUCCACCCAGCCUCCUGGGCGCAGCGGCGUCCUCCGACCUCACCGCCAGUUCGUGGAUAUGGUGACCCUCGCCGGGUCCCGGGUGCCCUUGGCCGAGGCCGCCGUCCUUCGGACGCUCCUGCUCGGCUGGGUCCUCUUCCAGGUGGCUGGAGCCGCAGGGACUAGAGAUGUAGUGGCAGCAUAUAAUUUAACUUGGAAAUCAACUAAUUUCAAGACAAUUUUGGAGUGGGAACCCAAACCCAUCAAUCAUGUCUACACUGUUGAGAUAAGCCCUAGACUAGGAAACUGGAAAAGCAAAUGCUUCUACACAACAGACACAGAGUGUGACCUCACCGAUGAGGUUGUAAAAGACGUGACAGGGACGUACAUGGCGCGGGUCUCUUCCUACCUGGCAAACGCCACCAGUUCUGCAGGGGAUCCUCCGUUCACAAACGCCCCGGAGUUCACCCCUUUCCUGGAGACAAACCUCAGUCAGCCAACCAUUCAGAGUUUUGAACAAGUUGGGACAAAACUAAAUGUGACUGUCCAAGAUGCGCGUACGUUAGUCAGAGUGAACGGCACAUACCUGAGCCUCCGGGAUGUUUUUGGCAAGAACUUAAGUUACAUGCUUUAUUAUUGGAAAGCUUCAAGUACAGGAAAGAAAACAGCGAAGACAAACACUAAUGAGUUUUUGAUUGAUGUGGAUAAAGGAGAAGACUACUGCUUCAAUGUUCAAGCAGUGAUUCCAUCACGGAAAACUAACCAGAAGAGUCCAGAAAGUCCCAUUGAGUGCACUAGCCAACACAAAGCCGUGUCCAGAGAAACGUUAGUCGUCAUUGGCGUGGUGGUGAUUGUGGUCAUCAUCUCCAUCAUCAUCCUGGCUGUGUCUCUGUACAAGUGCAGGAAGGUGCGAUCAGGGCGCCUGGGGAAGGAGCAUGCCCCCCUCCGUACUGUUUAAAGAACGCUCAUGGGUGCUGCCAGCCCCCGCAGAGCUGAUACUGCACUGUGACCAAGAACUUAAGAGAAUAGAAUAUAUGGAAACACAAAUGAGUAUUUGGGAACAGAACACCCUUGGGCUCAAAGAAAGCUCUUUAUCCGACCAGUUCUCACAAUUAGCAUUCUGGUUUCCACGUGAGCAUUAGACACUUUGGAAUGUAAUGAACGGUACAACCAAUUCCGAGUUUUUUAAAAUUUCUGUUUUAACACUAUGGCACCUUUUGCACAUAUCAUGCUUUAGACUGUAUAUUUUACACUCAAGAUGAAACCAGGUCAUCUAAGCAAAAACAAAUGGACAAAUGCCUUAAAAAAUCCUGGGUGGGCUUUUGGAGAACUCUCGAGAGGCUGACUUCAAGCCAUGUGGGAGAGUAAAAUGGAAAUUUGGGUGAACUUUUUCAACAUACAUCUGUGCUUUUGUAAUAUGGUGUUUAGGUUCUUCUUUCUUCUGAGUUCUUUUGGAGGUUCAAAAUAAUUGGCAAACUUUUCUAUGAAUGUGUUAAAUGCAGAAGACUUCUGUUAUGGGCACAUCCCAACAUGCAUUGCAGUUUAGCACUUUACCUGACUUACAUGCUGUUGAUGAAA